AUGAAGUGGCGCUGCUGGGGCCCUGGGCUGGCGCUGCUGUGCGCACUGGCAGAGGGCCUGGUAGCGGGAGCAUCCCACGAGCAGCAGCAGCAGCAGCAGCAGCAGCAGCAGCAGCAGCAGGAGGGCGCGCAUGCAGCGGGAGUGGCAGCAACGCCUGCUGCUGCUGCUGUGCUGACAGCCGUCAGCAGCAGUGCGGAGCCGCUGCAGCUCGCAGGAAAUGGAGAAGUCCUUUCUUCCGUCACGAAGCAGCAGCACGUCCGGCCCUACAGCGGCGCUGUGCCGCUUUGCAGAAACUGCUUCGGGAAAGACGGGCAAAACUGCAAAGUUUGUCUCCACGGGGAACACGAGUCGAGCUUCCUGAUGCCCAUGACGAGGGCGCGGGAAAGCGCGGAAGAUGAGACUUUUGCAGCUUUGGAAACGAACCACAACGCAGUGAAAAACUUAAAUACAACCUUUUACAUGAAAAGGGGAGAAGGUCCUUUUGGAUCUCUUGGAAACAAACCCACUGACACGAAAGCCGGCGGCGCGGGCGCCACGAGCUUUUUGCAAAACAAAGCAGCAGCAGAUACACUCGAUCUCGAACUGGGACUUGCUCAGACUUCUGUGCCCAUCAUGCAAAUGAAAGACAGCCAGUACUGCGGAAUGCUGGGCAUUGGGACUCCGCCGCAGUGGGUCCACCCGAUCUUCGACACGGGCAGCACGAACUUGUGGGUCGUUGGCUCCAAGUGCGAAGACGACACUUGCACGAAAGUGAAGAGAUUUGACCCCGAGAAGUCCUCGAGCUUUCAAUACACUUCGCCGCCAGUGCACUUGGACAUCACUUUCGGCACGGGGCGCAUCGAGGGCUCCACGGGGGUGGACAACUUCCAAGUGGGGCCGUUCACAGUCAAGGGCCAAACUUUCGGACUUGUUGAAAAGGAAGGAGGCCACAACCAACACGGAAACAUCUUCAAGUCCAUCAACUUUGAAGGCAUUGUGGGCAUGGGCUUUCCAGACAUGUCCAGCACCGGCGCCACGCCCAUCUACGACAACAUCAUGAAGCAGGCCGAUCUAAAGCGAAGCGAGUUCGCCUUUUACGUAGCAAAGGACUCACCAGUGUCUGCUUUAUUUUUCGGGGGCGUGGACCCGCGAUUCUACGAAUCCCCUAUUCACAUGUUUCCCGUGGAGCGCGAGCACUACUGGGAAGUGGCAUUAGAUGCAAUUUACGUUGGAGACAAGAAGUUCUGCUGUGAAGAGGGCACGAAAAAUUACGUCAUUGUGGACUCGGGAACGAGCUUCAACACCAUGCCGGGAAACGAAAUGCGCAGCUUUCUGGAAAUGAUACCCUCACAGGAGUGCGGAGACGACGACUCGUUCCUGAGCAGUUACCCCGACAUAACUUACGUCAUAGGCGGCGUGAGCUUCGUCUUGAAACCCGAAGACUACCUCGUGCGCAGCAAAACCAACUUGUGCAAGCCGGCCUACAUGCAAAUCGACGUUCCCUCGGACUUCGGCCACGCCUACAUUUUGGGCUCUUUGGGGUUCAUGCGGCACUUCUACACUGUCUUCAGACGCUCCGACGGAACCACCCCCUCCCUGGUGGGCAUUGCGCGCGCCGUGCACAGCCCGGAAAACCGGCAGUUUCUGCAGCAAGUGGUGAACUCUUAUCCCUCGGGGUCAUUCAAGACUGAGGACAUUUUGGCAUUCGAGAGAGGCAGCAACAGGCUGCGGCCCGAGCUGCUGCAGGAGGACUCAGCGCUGCGGGCGCAGCACACGACUAAGCUCUGA
Molecule: messenger RNA, 1767 nt
Organism: Eimeria necatrix
Lineage: Eukaryota; Apicomplexa; Conoidasida; Eucoccidiorida; Eimeriidae
Product: eukaryotic aspartyl protease, putative
Exons: 9
Coding region: 1-1767 (588 amino acids)
Biological process (GO): proteolysis
Molecular function (GO): aspartic-type endopeptidase activity
Source: RefSeq, a predicted model, not a curated record